Messenger RNA from Cervus elaphus (red deer), 1979 nucleotides. It is a transcript of the gene HSD11B2, whose product is annotated as hydroxysteroid 11-beta dehydrogenase 2. Bases 244 to 1458 code for a protein of 404 amino acids. NCBI's taxonomy places the organism in Eukaryota, Metazoa, Chordata, Mammalia, Artiodactyla, Cervidae. The transcript has 5 exons. Gene Ontology annotation, molecular function: oxidoreductase activity. The record is from RefSeq and is a predicted model, not a curated record.
CAGAGGGCGGGAGGUAGAGGUGGGGGCACCUGCCCUGCACCGGGUGCCGGCAGAGAAGUAAAGGAAAGCCCCGCCCCUUCCCCGCCUCCGUUCCGCCCUCGCCCCCGCCCCCGGGGCUCUUUAAAAGCUCGGCCCGAGGACGAACAGAGAAAGCCAGUAUCCCCUCCCGGUCCUGGCUGGUGUCCUGCUGCACCCCCGCGUCCCAGCCCCGAGUCCCAAUCCCUGCUCUCCAGCCCGGUCGCCAUGGAAAGCUGGCCCUGGCCGUCGGGCGGCGCCUGGCUGCUCGUGGCGGCCCGUGCGCUGCUGCAGCUGCUGCGCUCAGACCUGCGUCUGGGCUGCCCGCUGCUGGCGGCGCUGGUGCUGCUGGCCGCGCUCGACUGGCUGUGCCAGCGCCUGCUACCCCCGCUGGCCGCACUUGUCGUGUUGGCCGCCACCGGCUGGAUCGUGUUGUCCCGCCUGGCGCGCCCGCAGCGCCUGCCCGUGGCGACUCGCGCGGUGCUCAUCACCGGCUGUGACUCUGGUUUUGGCAACGCGACGGCCAAGAAGCUUGACGCCAUGGGCUUCACAGUGUUGGCCACCGUGUUGGAUCUGAAUAGCCCUGGCGCCCUAGAGCUACGUACCUGCUGUUCUUCUCGUCUGAAGCUGCUGCAGAUGGACCUGACCAAGCCAGCAGACAUUAGCCGUGUGCUGGAGUUCACCAAGGUCCACACCGCCAGCACUGGUCUGUGGGGCCUGGUCAACAACGCAGGCCAGAACAUCUUUGUGGCGGAUGCAGAGCUGUGUCCAGUGGCCACGUUCCGCACCUGCAUGGAGGUGAACUUCUUUGGUGCACUAGAGAUGACCAAAGGCCUCUUGCCACUGCUGCGUCGUUCGAGUGGUCGCAUUGUGACCGUGAGCAGCCCAGCAGGAGACAUGCCGUUUCCAUGCUUGGCUGCCUAUGGGACCUCCAAAGCGGCCUUGACGUUGCUUAUGGGCAACUUUAGCUGUGAACUUCUGCCCUGGGGUGUCAAGGUCAGCAUCAUCCAGCCUGCCUGCUUCAAGACAGAGUCAGUGAAGGACGUGCACCGGUGGGAAGAGCGCAAGCAGCAGCUGCUGGCCACCCUGCCACGAGAGCUGCUGCAGGCCUAUGGUGAGGACUACAUCGAGCACUUGAAUAGGCAGUUCCUGCACUCUCUGAGCCAGGCUCUGCCAGACCUCAGCCCGGUGGUAGAUGCCAUCACCGAUGCACUGCUGGCGGCCCAGCCACGCCGCCGCUAUUACCCAGGUCAUGGCCUGGGGCUCAUAUACUUCAUCCACUACUACCUGCCUGAGGGCCUGCGGCAGCGUUUCCUACAGUCCUUCUUCAUCAGUCCCUCUGUGCCGAGAGCACUACAGGCUGGCCAGCCAGACCUGACGUCUGCCCGGGACAUAGCCCAGGACCAAGGCCCUAGACCAGACCCCUCUCCCACUGCCCAGUGAGCAGGGCGCACGUAGAGCAUCUCCAGCAAAGGAGGCUCCUUGUGCCCUUGCUCCUCUUCCAGGUAUUCUGACGCCCAGGUCUGUGCCUAGAGCCUGGCCCAAAGGACUCCAACCCCAUGCACUGCCGAUGCCACAGGCCAGGCCUGGUGAGAUGAAGGCUUUCCAGUGAAUCUCUGGGCCUCUCCUGCUUCAUGAGCCCAAACAGACCCUCCUGGGCACAAGGCUCCACCAUGCAGAACCCAGCUGGAUGGGGAGUUUAGUUCGAGGCUUAACUAGAGCCUUAGCCAGGGUCCCACAGUGCCUCUGCAAACUAAGGCGAGACUAGGUACGUUGGGGACCCCCUCAGGAUUAUUUCUUGGCACCAGUGCCUCAGUGCUGUGAUUUGAAGGGUGAAUCCUGUUUCUUGACUGGCUCAAGGAUUAGGGCCCUGACCACCCACCUCAAGCCCCCCAAGCCACAGGGAGGUUACAUACUCACCUGAUUGCCACUUUUUGAAUAAAGACAAAUUUUUAUAUCUCCUA